ACAGUCAAGCAUGAAGAAAUCGAUAGUUUCUCUUCCAUUCGCAACAUUUCUUACUGUGUGUGUGUCUUGAGUUAAACAUAGGAGAAUAAGUAAACGUACAAGUAUCACAAUGUUCUGUGGCGAAUUGGAGAUAGAAAAUACUUGAAAAUUUUUACCUGCAAAUGUUAAGAAAUGGAUGGAAAAGUGAUACUUCUAUUAGUGGUUACUUGCAUUUCUACUAUAUCAUCCGUAGACCUAAAAAACCGAAAGUUGGAAGGAGUUAUAAAAUACCAUAAGGCAAUUCCAGACCCUUUACCAAAAGGGUCUUGUUUGAUUGUAAAACUUUCAGUGUACAAAAAUGAUAAAGCAGAAUCUAAAAUGGUAACAAAACAUGUAAUAUAUAAUCCUGAAAGAAAUUCACCAGCAAAGUAUUCAAUGGAAUUCCCUGACACAGACAUUUCGGAGGAUGAUUUAUAUAAUUUAGUGGUAUCUGCAAUAUUAAAUGUGGGAUGGUGUUCAGACGAUAAAAAAACAAUUGAUUCUAAAGUCGUCAAAGAUGCUGAUUACCAUACUAUCACUUUAAUUGGUGUAUUACCAGACAAAAUUAUUCCAACAUCUGACAUUGUUAUUGAGGGGCCAGAGAUCGCGUUAGAACCAGUCUCAUUCACAAAUCCAAAAGCCCUGAAAAAUGCUCAUUUGAAGGUGUUAUCAUUAUUUAAAAGUACAAAGAGUCCCUUAAUUAUUCACGACUUUGUCAUCAACACAACAAGGAGAACAACAACAAGAAAGAUAAAAAUAAACACAACAAAGACACCAAAUACAACAACAAGAGCAACAACAACAACAACAACAACAACAACCAAACCAAUUGUAGGAGUAACAACAACAACACCUUUUAAGCCAACAGGCAGUAUAACCUUACCUAAGUUGACCACUCGUUUGACAAUUACAUGUCCAAAGCCAUGUGCAGACGAGUGUUAUUUUGCGGGAUGUGCAGCAGCUUGUUGCUAUGCAAUGGCAUUAAGUUUACAACCCGGACAGCAGCAGCAACAACACCAGCAACAGAGUCCUUCAUGCACAGGUACUGCAUGUGCAAGUCCUCCAUCCUACCAAAUGCCAUGCAGCGGUCAAAAUUGUCAACAAAAUGAAAACCAACCGAAUCAAAUGACAGGACUAGUUACUUUAGAAUCUUCUUCCUACCCUUGUACUGGAAGCGACUGCCCGCAGAUGAUUAAUAAGGGGCAACCAUGCUCUGGACUGAGUUGUUCCACCCAAACACAAUGUACGGGUCAAAAUUGCCCUCAACAAUCGUCUUUUCAACCAUUACCACAAAGUUAUCCAUCAUGGAGAACUUGUCAGCCUUCGUGCUACUCCAACUGCGCUCCAUACUGUCUACGACAAUGUUGUAGUUCGUCGUACCAAGGCUAUGGUAAGAAAUAAAUAUGACGCGGACGCGUUUGGACAAGUUGUAAUGAAGAAUGCUUUAGUUUUUUAGAACGUUAGAAAUAACAACAAAUACGUACAGUUUGCUAGAUAAUAUCAAUGGAGGUUCAUCAAAAAAGCAGAAUCUCCGAAGAAGACAGAAGCGAUAUAAACAAUCCAAUAAUAUUUGCUAAUUGAACUGAUGCUAAAAAAUAAUAUUUUUUAAAACAAUACCAUUUUUUAAAAUGACUUUAUAAUGAUCUUAUAACGGGGAUAAGGUAAGUUAAGAGAAAUAAACUGAAAUCUCUGAACAUUAUUGGGCUAGGGUGAGCUGAAAAGAGAGAACAGAUCUUAACAAUAUACUUAGUUACGAUAACAAGAAAAUACGGUAUAUGGCAAUGCAAUUAUAACUAUGUUGUCGCAGUUGUCGCUGAUGGUUAAUACUAUAAUUAUUAAAGUUUGAAUGAUGAAAAUUUUUGUGAAGAACGACAAAUAACUGGAGACGAAUUGUGAAAGAUUUAUUGUUAACUAAUCUUAUGGUUACUUUUAUAUGACUACAGAAAUGCAUCGGUUAAACGCCCGGGCGUUCAUUUAAUUUGGGGGUUAGGUCUGUUACAACAUGGAUGAACAUUUAAAACUAAAUAAUAGUAUUUAUUACCUCUCCAACAACGCAACAACGCAAAAAAUUGUAUUUUCUAUGACUUUAUUCCCUCACGGACAAGUUUUUCCCUACCAUUCCCUACUCAACAACAAGACACGAAUGUGAUUUUAAAUUUAAAAUAAGUUCAUCCAAUCAUGUCCCACUUGUCACAAACUAUCCGAUGCUCUAACUG
Hydractinia symbiolongicarpus is the source of this 2234-nucleotide messenger RNA. RefSeq names its product integumentary mucin C.1-like. The coding region runs from base 172 to 1419 and encodes 415 amino acids. The transcript has 2 exons. The record is from RefSeq and is a predicted model, not a curated record. Lineage: Eukaryota; Metazoa; Cnidaria; Hydrozoa; Anthoathecata; Hydractiniidae.